Messenger RNA from Entamoeba invadens IP1, 2571 nucleotides. RefSeq lists its product as hypothetical. The coding region runs from base 1 to 2571 and encodes 856 amino acids. The record is from RefSeq and is a predicted model, not a curated record. Gene Ontology annotation, molecular function: phosphatidylinositol-3,5-bisphosphate binding; clathrin-cargo adaptor activity; phosphatidylinositol-3,4-bisphosphate binding. Gene Ontology annotation, cellular component: actin cortical patch; clathrin-coated vesicle. Gene Ontology annotation, biological process: clathrin coat assembly; actin filament organization; endocytosis. Lineage: Eukaryota; Evosea; Mastigamoebida; Endamoebidae. The transcript has a single exon.
AUGCAGUUCGUCGAUUUCAAGACUCGUACUGCCACAAAAAAAGCAUGUAAUAGUGUCUACAGUCCUCCUAAGCCUAAACAUGUCCGAACCAUUAUAGUCAGAAGCUUUAAUGGAGGAGUUCCUACCUUUUACUCGGAGCUUGUCAAAACAUUGUCAUGCCUUGAUCCACUCAAGGUCUAUAAGUCUUUUGUUACACUUCACAAAGUCAUUAUCGAAGGUUCCCCGUCACUCUGUGGCGGGUAUCUUGAUGCUGUUCUUCCUACUGUGCACCAAGUGGCAAACACCACACAACGCCUCAAUGCAUGGUACGCUCUCCAGAAGCUCACGAAGUGUUAUGUGAAGUACUUGGAACUUCGCUUUGUCUUUAUUAUUAAGUUCCCAUUCUUCGAUGGCGCACUCAAAAUAGCAAAGAAAGUGCCAGAGGAAUUUUACACGGACAAACGAUCACUUGAGAUCUUGUCGUACUUAAUGGACUUGAUGGACACUUUGUUGGUCAUUCCAUUGCCCGUCAUUCACUCGUAUGGCGCAGAUAUUACUAAAUUGGACUGCGCAGUCCCACUCAUUAAUGACUCGUUCCAUUUGUUCAAUGCAAUUGCACUGUUUAUAGGAAACAUCGCGUUUGUGAACAACAACUCGGAAGUGUUCCAAUUCUUGUUUGGGAGACUCGAAAAGAUAUACAAGAGUCUGCAAAUGAUGUACGACGCAGCGAGAAAGAAUUCGUAUAUCACGUCUCUUAUCGGCGUACCUGUAUUGCCACCACUUCCCAAAUUCGAGAUUUCAGAGGAACAGAGAAGAAACUACUUCAAAGCACAUCCAAACGCUUUUAGUGGGGAAGACCAGAUGAAAAGUCUCUUUGAGAAAUCGUUCAAUUCCACCAUCGAGAAACAAAGGAGAAAAGAUGAGGCAAGGGCUCCAAUUUAUUCAGACGGAAGAGAAAACGAAGAAAAUGACAAUUUGAGAAGAGAUUUCAACAAAAAGGCGGGGAUUGAACGGAAUGAGAGGCAAAGUCAACCGUCUGUAGAAAACCAGAACUCUGUUGGUCAGGAAAAAAUUGGUAUUUACGAAAAGCAACAACUGAGGAUUAGAGAGGACUUGAUUAAUACAGGAAGAAGUCUGACACGGAGCAUACAAGGCUUUUUGGAUGUUAUUAACAUGUCACCCAAUUCAGACGAAGAACGAGUCGAAGAGAUGAUCAACUGCCUUAAUAAGGAAUUGGAAGACCCCGACAAUGUACCGGACAUUAAGACACAUAUUUGGAAGACGUUUUUGGCCAUCCCACACAUUCUUAGCGAAGACAAUGCAAGAGGCGUUGUCGAGAGAAAUCAAGAAGGCGUUGCGGCGAACUGUUUGAGUGACGUUGUUGAACUUGAAAACAAUUUGGUGAGAGUGUGUCGAAUGAACAAUAACAAAGACGACGUCACAGAGGCUGUCAACCAGUUUAUUUGUGAAUUGACGAAGCAGAAAGAACUGUUGGAUCAACAAGGAAAGAAACAAACGCAGAACGUGCCACUCUUUGACUUUUUGGGUACCGGAAAUGAAAUCAACAACGAUAAUAACGUGAAUUGCUUGAAUCAAAACGUUCAACAGAGUGUGGUGGAGAAUGCCAAUACCUCUUGUCAAAGCUUUGAUUACACCAUUCCUCAAAAUGGCCAACAGAACAAUACAAAAAUAUACCCAUCAAUGCCUCAACAAAAUGGGUUCACCAAUUUUCAAUAUUCACAACAGCCACAACAAAAUGUCGAUCUAAUCGAUGUCUUGGGACAACAAACAGUCGCUCAGAAUUAUCAACCUGCGCAAAACGUGCAAAGAACACCAAAUACACAAAAUGUCCAACAGAAAAAGCAGAAUGUCCAAAUUAUUCAACCCAAAGUGAUUGGGCCAAAACAAUAUGUGAGUGCACCAAAAGUCGAACCGAGCGUUGUACCAACAUACCCAGACAAUGAAGUGAAAGGAACCAAAUUUGUCGAUAUUAGCAGAGAAGUCUCAAAACAAAUACAAAGCUUGGACUCUGCCAAAAUAGCGCUGACUGCUAACCCGACAACAAAUAAGAUCAGUGGUGUGUUUGACAAGUUGUAUAAUUUAAUUCGCGUAGCUGGUGACUGUGAAGAAGACCGCCUGAGAAGUGGAAAGACUAAAGGAUCGAAUUUGUAUUAUGACAACGAAGUGUGGGAAGAAGGGCUCUUGAGUUGCGCUAAAAAGAUUGUUGAGUGGGCCAAGGCCAUAUCAGAAGAAACAAAUGCGACAGACGACUGGCUUGUUGCUGCUCUCAAACAGUUUUCUGCAUUGUCGUCUCAACUUGUUGCUGCCGCUCGAGCGACUUUAGACCCCAACUCGCCUCUUCUUAGAAUACUUGAGAACUGUUUGAGUGAGGUGAUUAAAGACGUCAACGCGCAUAUUCAGAGGAUAUUGGAUUCUCGUGUUAAGAAGGUUGUAAGUGUUAAAGUGUCGAGUAACCCAGUGACUGCCAAGAAGAAUUUGAUGGAAUCGGAAGUUAAAGUGUUGGAGCUACAAAGACAAUUGCAAGAGGCUCAAGACAAGUUGUAUCAACUUAGAAAGGAUCAAUACAAUUGA